Molecule: messenger RNA, 3498 nt
Organism: Fusarium odoratissimum NRRL 54006
Lineage: Eukaryota; Fungi; Ascomycota; Sordariomycetes; Hypocreales; Nectriaceae
Product: heat shock 70kDa protein 4
Exons: 4
Coding region: 1010-3010 (666 amino acids)
Biological process (GO): protein folding
Cellular component (GO): cytosol; nucleus
Molecular function (GO): ATP-dependent protein folding chaperone; ATP binding
Source: RefSeq, a predicted model, not a curated record
CAUCUUUUUCGGAAGACGUUUUUAAUCUCUUUUGAAGAAACGAAACUUCGCAUCUUCUAGAAACAGCUUAAAGAAAAGAAUCGAAUCGCGACAGACAUUCAAGUAGUGUAUACUUGGUUUACAUCAUCGCUCUACACUGCAGGUCCACCACAUCGUACAUCGACCCGCAGGUACCGGAUACAGUGCACUUCCCUGUAGCCACUGAACCAUUGAAAAUUUCAGUACAGUGCAGCCCAUUGAGCGGGAUCCCCCAUUCGCUGCCCCUCCACCAAAAAAAAAAAUUGACCCAGCGCCAGCGGACCAACCCAGGCCAUAAACAACCGCCGCCCAACCAAACCAACCUUAGCCAUUCAUACCCUACCGACCUUUACUCUUCCCCUCCAUAUUCUUUCUAUCUUAUCCAUUCUCACGAUCCUCCCUCUAUCUCCCGCCUUUUUGCGAUCGCUUUCCUUCUUCUCUUUUGAGCUUUCCCGCGCAUCGCUCAACUUUAUAUCCCCCUUCCUCUUUCUACCUUAAUACCGUGUUUCGGGGCAAACCCCACCAGUCGAAAUCAUGAGUGUCGUUGGUAUCGAUUUCGGAACCCUCAAGACUGUCAUCGCCGUUGCCCGAAACCGCGGUGUCGAUGUUGUCACCAAUGAAGUUUCAAACCGAGCAACUCCGUAUGUUUAUACCUCUUGUUUGACCCCGUUGCUUGUCGCGCGCGGUCCACACCCCCUACCACCACCUUUAUCAGACAUAUAUACUGACAAUUUUAUUCUCUAGUUCCCUGGUAGGAUUCGGACCCAAGUCUCGUUACCUCGGAGAGGCUGCCAAGACCCAGGAAAUCUCCAACCUCAAGAACACUGUCAGCUCCCUCAAGCGUCUUGCUGGCCGACAAUUCAACGACCCCGAUAUUCAGAUUGAGCAGCAAUAUGUGACCGCUCCUCUGGCCGACUGCAAUGGCCAGGUCGGUGCUGAGGUCAACUACCUGGGCAAGAAGGAGAAGUUCACUGCCACUCAGCUGGUUGCCAUGUACUUGAGCAAGAUCAAGCAGACCGCCGGAGCCGAGCUCAAGCUGCCUGUUCAAGAUGUCUGCCUGAGUGUGCCUCCUUGGUUCACUGAUGUCCAGCGCCGUGCUCUUAUCGACGCUGCCGAGAUUGCUGGACUCCGUGUCCUCCGCCUCAUCAACGACGGCACAGCCGCCGCUCUCGGCUGGGGUAUUACAAAGCUCGACCUGCCUGCCCCUGAGGAGGCUCCCCGCCGUGUCUGCUUCGUCGAUAUCGGCCACAGCAGCUACACUGUCUCCAUUGUCGAGUUCAAGAAGGGUGAGCUCGCUGUCAAGGCCACCACCUGGGACAAGGACUUCGGUGGUCGUGACUUCGACCGCGCUCUGGUUGACCACCUCGCCAAGGAGUUCAAGGGCAAAUACAAGGUCGACAUUAUGACCCACGGCCGUGCUCUUGCCCGUACCAUCGCCGCCGCUGAGAAGACAAAGAAGAUUCUCUCUGCUAACCAGCAAGCUCCUGUCAACAUUGAGUCUCUCAUGAACGACAUUGAUGCUUCUGCCAUGAUCACUCGCCAGGAGUUCGAGGCCAUGAUCGAGCCUCUCCUUGCCCGAACUCACCUUCCCCUCGAGGAAGCCCUUGCCCAGGCUAAGCUCACCAAGGACGAUAUUGAUGUUAUUGAGGUCGUUGGUGGCGGCUCUCGUGUCCCCGCUCUCAAGGAGCGCAUCCAGGAGUUCUUCGGCAAGCCUCUCUCAUUUACCCUUAACGCCGACGAGGCUCUUGCCCGUGGUUCUGCCUUCAGCUGUGCUAUUCUCUCCCCUGUCUUCCGUGUCCGAGACUUCUCCGUCCAGGACAUCAUCAGCUACCCCAUCGAGUUCGCCUGGGAGAAGGCUCCCGAUAUUCCUGAUGAGGACACCAGCCUGACUGUCUUCAACAAGGGCAACGUCAUGCCCUCGACCAAGAUCCUUACUUUCUACCGAAAACAGCCCUUCGAUCUCGAGGCCCGAUAUGCCCAGCCUGAGCUGCUCCCCGGCAAGACUAACCCCUGGAUCGGCCGUUUCUCUGUCAAGAACGUCAAGGCCGAUGGUAAGGACGACUUCAUGAUUUGCAAACUCAAGGCCCGUGUCAACAUCCACGGUGUCCUGAACGUCGAGACUGGUUACUACGUCGAGGAGGAGGAGGUUGAGGAGGAGGUUAACGAAGACCCCGAUGUGAGUUUGUCCGAGCCGUAUAUGGCGUCCAAUGAUUUCCCCCCCGUCCAUGAUCAGGACUCGGCCUCUUCAUCGUCCGCAUCUGUUGGAGAUGAUAGCCGAGCAUAUCCUGCAAAGCGCCCGCGACUCGACGAUGAAGAAGAAACCGACUCGUCCCGUUCCGCUUUCGCUGUUCCAGAGCAUUUAGAAGAAUCGAUUUAUGAACCCCGAUCGCUAACAUCCGUUUCCCAAAAGGCCAUGGAGACCGAUAAGGAUGCCCCCAAGAAGACCCGCAAGGUGAAGAAGCAGGUCCGCAAGGGUGACCUGCCCAUCUCCACAGGCAGUGCCUCUCUUGACGACUCCACCAAGGCCAGCCUUCUCGAGAAGGAGGCUGCCAUGGUUAUGGAGGACAAGCUUGUCGCCGAUACCGAGGAGAAGAAGAACGAGCUCGAGGCUUACAUCUACGACCUCCGUGCCAAGCUCGACGAGCAGUACUCUGAGUUUGCCAGCGAAGAGGAGAAGCAGACCAUCAAGGCCAAGCUUGAGGCCACAGAGGAUUGGCUGUACGAGGAGGGUGAUGAUACCACAAAGGGUGUGUACGUUGCCAAGAUUGACGAGAUCCGCGCCAUGGCUGGUCCCAUUGUCCAGCGCCACUUUGAGAAAGUCGAGGCUGAACGACAAGCCGCUCUGGAGAAAGCCGAGGCCGAACGGGCUGCGAAGAAGGCUGAGGAGGAUGCUCGCAAGGCUGCGGAGGCCGAGAAGGCCAACACAGACCAGGAGAUGAAGGAUGCCGACGCUCCGCAACAGGAGACCGAGGGCUCUGCCGACCCCCAGUAAAUUAUGAAUAAAUGGAGGGAAUCUCGACACUGCGGAUGCAUGCUCGGUCGGCUCUGCGUGCGUGAUGCUUGCAUGAUAUGAGAUGAAUGACGCCUAAAAAGAUUACGGAUGUUGAAAAAAGAAAGGGCACCAGGUUUGGGAGAAGGAGAAAUAGAACAUGCGAUAUGGUUGCAAACGGCUUUGUUUGUUUUAUUGGAAGAAAGGGGCCCGGAUCAUCAUGACGGAUAUGUUACCCGAACGUUAGACCACCUUUUUACACUUUUAAGUUAGUAGUUAGGAUCCAUACACUCGAGUUGGGUCAGCUUCUUCUGCCACUAUUCAAUUGUGUUAUCGUGAUGAGUUGGAAGCGAUCGCCUGCCACGAAGACAAUCCUUAUGCCGGGGGCAUAUCGGACUGAAUAGCAAGGGUCGUUCAUCCAGUUCACACUCGUUACAUAGCAUCAGCAAACAUAAGAUUAAAUCAUUUCAGCCCUCGUUGGUAAAGAGCCC